GGCAUCAAGAGGUCGCGGUGGAAGUCGGGACAGUGGCGGAGCGCAUUAAUGUCUGCGCACUCGUAAGCAAAGUGCGUGUCCCCUGUGUGUCCGCUUCGGGUUGCCCGUUUUCGGAAUGCACCGCACGGCAUCGGCACUUGUGUUGUUUGCGAGGAAGACCGUUUAGUUUCAAACUCCGAGCUUUUCCGCGCUAGGGUUUGUCGUCGUCGUUUUCGUUUCAAAACCAGUCCGAGCUUGCUUCAUAUUAUCGAUGCAUUGAUAGUCAGCUAGCUCGCUAGCUAGCAAGACGGCUAGCCCAUACGGUGGCUCCUCGUCUUAGCUAGUCAGGUAGCGAACUAGCUGAAUAAGUAAAAACCGAUAAAGUAUCCCGUUAGUUCGCAGAGUGUUGUAUAUUGGCUGUUUUAUAAUCCUUAGUUAGUUAGUUAGCUGGCUGAUUGAUUGUUGAGGGAAUUAUUUUUUUUAAAAGAAGAAGCGGUAACACACGUGGGAGAGGCCGGAGAGAGAAGGACGGAGGAGAAUCAGUGACGCCAGGAGCGGCCGAUGAAUUCAGACCAGGGCGGAGAGCCGCUGCAGGAGGAGGCCGAGCCGGGACUAAAAGCCCGCGGGGAGGCUGAGCCGGGACCGAGAGCCCGUGAGGAGGUCGGGGCUGCACAGUCGGGCAGUAUGGUGACCUCGAAGGGAGCGGGUCUGAACCCUAAUGCCAAAGUGUGGCAGGAGAUGCCCUCAGUACCCACUGAGGCUCCUGUGGAUGGUACCGAAGCUUCCCCAUGGUCCCAGUCGAACAUAACUGAAGAAUCUACUGGAUGUAAAGCAUACACACCUGGCUUCCCAGUUCUCAUGGACAACAGCACCACGGCCACAGCAGACGGUGUCGUCAACGGCAUGGACCCCUCUGACCCAAACCCUCUGAUUGGGUGUAAUGAAUCCAAACUGCCUGAAGAUCAGCCUCUCUCUGCAGAAAGCUUGCGUGAGUCUCUGAAAAAAGAGCUGGAAUUCUGCUUCAGCAGGGAGAACUUAUCGAAGGAUCUUUACCUGAUUUCUCAAAUGGACAGUGACCAGUUUGUGCCAAUUUGGACUAUUGCCAGCAUGGAAGGAAUUAAAGUUCUUACCACUGAUCUGGAUCUUAUCUUGGACGUUUUGAGAUCAUCUCCUAUGGUUCAAGUGGACGAAAAAGGGGAGAAAGUGCGGCCAAAUCACAAACGCUGCAUCAUCAUCCUGCGUGAGGUUCCAGAAACAACUCCUGUGGAGGAAGUGGAGGCCUUGUUCAAGAACGAGAACUGUCCGAAGGUCAUUAGUGUGGAAUUUGCGCACAACAAUAACUGGUACAUUACAUUCCAAUCGGAUACGGAUGCUCAACAGGCAUAUAAAUACUUAAGGGAAGAAGUCAAAACAUUUCAGGGAAAACCCAUCAUGGCCAGAAUAAAAGCCAUCAAUACCUUCUUUGCAAAGAACGGCUACCGCAGCCUUGACUGCAGCGUUUAUCAGCAGCAGUCUCACACGCAGUCCCAGUACAGCUCGCCGCUCUUCAUGCAGCCUAUAUACAACCCCCAGCAGCAGUAUCUCUACGGCAUUGUCCCUCCCACCUGGACUCCAUCUCCAACGCCAUACUUUGAGACUCCUCUGGCACCUUUUCCUAACAGUGGGUUUGUCAACGGAUUUGGCACAGCUGCACACUACAAAACUGGUUCAAAUUCUCUCAACAUUGGCCGCCCUUUCAACAGAAACCGUGUCCCACUCUAUUCAAGAAAGAAUGUAAUAAAUGCCUUCAGCAGGAACCACGUGAAGCCCCAGACGAGGGUGAAUGACGGACUGGCCUCCACUGUCCCCCCUGUGUCUGUGGUGGACGGGCUCCGCAGUCCACAGCCUCCUGCCAGUAGUAACUCAGUACUGGCCACCUCUGAGCUGAGCUCCUCUUUCCCUCACCUGACCACCUCCGCUGAGCCAAACGAUGACGGCACCGUGGCCGGAAGAGGACGGAGGAAUACAUACAGAGCGACUCGGAGGAGGAGAGAGGACGAACGAACCACAAGGCCAGUUCCGCUCACUGAAGUUAAGGUUUCACCACCUAAAUUUGACCUGGCUCCUUCCAAUUUCCCUCCACUCCCUGGAUGCUCAGGCAGCCCGCAGGGAGAGCCGGUGUUGGAGAACCGCAUGUCUGACGUGGUACGGGGUCUCAACAGAGAGAAGCAGUCAGACUCGAACAAAGAAUCCACUGUGAGCGCUGCUGCUCCAGCCUCUGAGGAGACGGUCCCCAGACCUGCACUGACUGCAAGCAAACCCACUCUUCACGCUUCAGAUCCUGCUAGCUACAGUGCAAGCGCAACCCCUCAGGACAAGAAACUGGAUAAAACUGAGCCCUUGGUCCACAAAGAGAUGCCCGUGAACCCAAGCACCACCUCAGCCAUUCCACCGACUUCGGCUCAGCCUGUUCCUGUCUCAAAGACUCCGCCGAGUCCUGCCAACCCUGCAGCCCCACAGGCCAACGCUGGCCACCCCGGCCCCGCCCCACUGGAGCCUCGGAAACUGAGCUAUGCUGAGGUGUGCCAGCGGCCCCCCAAGGAUCCCCCACCACCUCCUCCUCCACCACCUGUGGUCAGCCCUAGUCCCACCAGCUCUACCUCGCAGCCUCUGAGGGAGCUGCGCGUCAAUAAAGUCGACGAGCAGUCGGGCAACAGCGAGAGGCCCGAGCGGCCACAGGAGCGCGGUGGGGACUGUAAGAGCAGAGAGGGCCGGCCGACUCGUGAUUCACAGGGCUUCUACCGCAGCAACGGCCCUCCCAGAGCCAGCACGGGGGGGUUCAAACUCCGCGAGCAGCAAAGGCGUCCUCAGUUCACCCGUCGCACAUCACCCCAAGGAGCCUCCAGACACACUGGCAAAGAGCAGAACAUCCCCCCUAUAUCGCCAAAGUAAAGACUUGACUAAAUCCUUAAUAUAUAUAUAUAUAUAUAUAUAUAUAUAUAUAUA
This is a messenger RNA of Ictalurus punctatus (channel catfish), 2964 nucleotides long. It is a transcript of the gene larp4aa, whose product is annotated as la-related protein 4. The coding region runs from base 541 to 2910 and encodes 789 amino acids. Gene Ontology annotation, biological process: positive regulation of translation. Gene Ontology annotation, molecular function: mRNA 3'-UTR binding. NCBI's taxonomy places the organism in Eukaryota, Metazoa, Chordata, Actinopteri, Siluriformes, Ictaluridae. Gene Ontology annotation, cellular component: cytoplasmic stress granule; cytosol. The transcript is spliced from 17 exons. The record is from RefSeq and is a predicted model, not a curated record.